AUAAGCUCUAUGGUGAGUUUAAUAAAAUGGCAACAGAUCGAGAGUAGACAAGUUCCUUGAACUAAAUAGCCCUAAAUGAACAUCUAACCAGAGAUGUCGUGGGCUACGCCAGUCACACCAGAUCCCUCAGGGGAAAGGGCACCUGUCCAAAAAAUGAAAUCACAGAGUCGGUUUGCACAUCUCAACUUCCGUCUUACUUUUAUGGAUUUUGUACCACAAUGUAUCAACGAGGGAGGACUUUUUACAGCUCCAACAUUUGAACUAUUCAGUGCAUUAGUGAAAAAGGCAAAUGAUUGGCUUUUUGGGAACCCGGCAAUGCAAGUGAGAACAUGUGAGACUAUUGAACUACAUGUGCCAGUUGGGUACACUGAACUUGAUGCCAACAGAACGUCCAGAUCGGAGUAUGGGAAGGGGAGGUUAAUGCACAUCAAAGCACUGAGAAUGUGGAUAUCUCCCAAAUCAGCAUCUGAUCGCUCAGAACCACAAACUAUUCGCUGUAUCAACAUUGUGCCAAAAUGUAUAAAAGAAGGUUUCAAUGGAAUAGAGCCAGAAUUUGACUCUAUCAUUGUAACUCUUCAAAAGUUUAAUAAUAUUAUAAGGAAAGAGGCUAUACAGGGGAAGAUAAUCACCGUGGAAACUGUGAAACAUAUGUUUACUCAAUGGACAGGUACGUUAGAUGCUGAUGAGUCAACCUAUGUAGACAAGUCCUCGGAUCAGCUGUGCAAUUUAUAUACACUGAGGGUGUAUUACAUUGAAGGAACCUCUCUAUUUGAAGAAUUGGAGAUGAAAGACAUUAGUCCAAGGAAGGUUGAAGUGAAGAAGAAAAAGGUGAAGUUUGCUGGUCACUCUGACACUAUUGAUGUUGUACAGACAUGGCUGAGGGAGCAGAUCGGAAGCAGAUUGAUCUCAAUACAAUCUUUAGAGUUUCAACUGACAGAUGCAAAACUAACAGAAAAUGGAGUUCCUAACACAGGAUAUUCAACAUACACAAGAUCUUUGGAAGAGAAAGGCCAGACAAUACUAAUUCACAGAAUAUUUCUAGCAAGACCUUCAAGGCCGACCUUAAGUAAACCAAAACUACCACCCCUGUUAAAUUGCAAGACAUUUGUCCCAGUGCAGUUGAAUAAAGGCAACACAGAAACAUGUCCUGGAUUUGAGGGAAUGGCAGAAACAAUGAAAAGAAUCAUUGCAUGGCUAAAUGUUACAAAUGUUAACAUCAUAUCAACGGAAACUGUGUCUGUGUGUCUCAAGAAGGGGAAAACCAUUGAUGCAGACACUUUACAGUGGACUUAUUCAAAUAGGAAAGAUAAACGAGAAUUCAUGUUGACAAUUAUACGACUGUACAUAGAUGGACAAUAUUUUGAACCAGCGAGUAAUUUGCUGCCCCCCUUGCCCUCUACAGCCACUGAUAACGAGGCAACUAUAUGCAGUAUUUCAUAGAUAUGUUGUCUCCCCCAGAGUAAUAGUCAAGAUCGUUAAAUAUUAACAAGGCAUUAUCAUAUAAAAUGUCACCAACUACUAUUUGUUGCAGACGUUGGAUGCCAACUGCCAAACACCAAUCGCUGAACACCAGGCACCAAAUGCCAAACAUCGUCCACAAAAAUGUUGGAGACUAUAACAAUAAGUCACCACUUCUGGU
Messenger RNA from Owenia fusiformis, 1639 nucleotides. Lineage: Eukaryota; Metazoa; Annelida; Polychaeta; Sabellida; Oweniidae. The record is from the annotation of a GenBank genome assembly.